This is a messenger RNA of Drosophila obscura, 4127 nucleotides long. RefSeq names its product muscarinic acetylcholine receptor DM1 (gene mAChR-A). The record is from RefSeq and is a predicted model, not a curated record. Lineage: Eukaryota; Metazoa; Arthropoda; Insecta; Diptera; Drosophilidae. The transcript has 5 exons. The coding region runs from base 914 to 3451 and encodes 845 amino acids. Gene Ontology annotation, cellular component: dendrite; synapse; plasma membrane. Gene Ontology annotation, biological process: adenylate cyclase-inhibiting G protein-coupled acetylcholine receptor signaling pathway; chemical synaptic transmission; G protein-coupled receptor signaling pathway, coupled to cyclic nucleotide second messenger. Gene Ontology annotation, molecular function: G protein-coupled serotonin receptor activity; G protein-coupled acetylcholine receptor activity.
AAACGUGCGCUUCAAAAGUUCUCUCCCAAAACUGGGAGUCGUCCCUCGCAGCGGACGCGUGCAAAGAACGUCAAACAAAAGUUUUUUAUUACAUGGCUGAUAGUGAAAUUUAAACAGCAAAAUGCGAGCAAUAAUUAAAUAAAAUUAGGCAAAUAUUCAAACCAAUAUUUGUAUACAUAAGAAGGGCAAACAGUUUAUGCAGUGGCAAUGGCGGUGGGCCUGGCGUGUCAUUAGUUGUAUCGAGUGCGAGAGGAAAAAAUAAUAAACUUGAUUACAAUGUUAAAUGUGGAAACUUUGGGCACGCAAAGCGUCAAAGCGUAGACGCUGACGGCAACGCCGGCGCCGACGUCGAAGCUAGCAUUGUGUAUAAUAAAAUUGGCAAAAAUCCCCCCGUGCCAUACACAACACAACCCUCUUCUAGGAGAGUGGGGCCGGCCCGGCAGCAGCAGCAGCAGCGGCAGCAGCAGGCAGCAGCAGGCAGCAGCAGAAUCAGCCGAAACAACCAAAGAUGUGCGCGCACAAUACAAAAAAUUACAAAGCAUACUUUUGGGAGCGGCAAAUGGCCAAAAUCAACAGCGAUGCUGAGCGUGCGAAAUAAGCAAUAAGAAGGACAGAGAGAGACAGAGACAGAGACAGAGAGAAACACCAACAACAAGACGCUUUCAUCCACAGAAAGAGAGAGGACAGCGGCAGCAGCGCAUGGCCAGUGGAAAAAUGGCCAACGCCUUGCGUGGGUGCAGCCAAAAGGAUAAGCAGAGGAUGAAAGCCAACUGAAACAGAGGACAAGGACACACACCGAACGAGAGCCACACAGAGAGUGUCAGAGCGCCAGAGUGUGAGAGAGAGAGAAGCGAUAAGGAAGUGUAAUCUAGAAAAGCUUUUGCUGGAAAUAUCACGCCAUUCGCCAUUCGCCAUGGAGCCGGUGAUGAGCCUGGCCCUGGCCGCCCAUGGCCCGCCCAGCAUACUCGAGCCGCUGUUUAAAACCGUAACUACGAGCACAACGACCACAUCGACGACGACAACAACAACCACAACGACGACGAGCAGUCCGGCGCACCUGUCGUCGACAGGGACCACCCUACUGACGGCCCUGCUCGAGAACCUGACCACAACGGCGGCCAGCGGUCUGUACGAUCCGUACCCUUACGGCAACCAGACAAACGGAACGUCGCUUUUCGAUUCCAAAGGGCCGCGCUACUCGCUCGCCUCGAUGGUGGUAAUGGGCUUCGUAGCGGCGAUUCUGAGCACGGUGACGGUGGCGGGCAAUGUCAUGGUGAUGAUAUCGUUCAAGAUCGACAAGCAGCUGCAGACGAUCAGCAACUACUUCCUCUUCUCGCUGGCAAUCGCAGACUUUGCCAUCGGCGCCAUCUCGAUGCCGCUGUUUGCGGUGACCACCAUCCUGGGCUACUGGCCGCUCGGGCCCAUAGUCUGCGACACCUGGCUGGCCCUCGACUACCUGGCCUCGAACGCCUCGGUGCUGAAUCUGCUGAUCAUCAGCUUCGAUCGCUACUUCAGCGUUACGCGUCCGCUCACAUACCGCGCCAAGCGCACCACCAAUCGGGCGGCGGUGAUGAUCGGCGCCGCCUGGGGCGUCAGCCUGCUGCUGUGGCCGCCCUGGAUCUACAGCUGGCCCUACAUCGAGGGCAAGCGCACGGUGCCCAAGUACGAGUGCUACAUCCAGUUCAUCGAGACGAACCAGUACAUCACCUUCGGCACGGCCCUGGCCGCCUUCUACUUUCCCGUGACGAUCAUGUGCUUCCUCUACUGGCGCAUUUGGCGCGAAACGAAGAAGCGACAGAAGGACCUGCCCAAUCUGCAGGCGGGCAAGAAGGACUCCAGCAAGCGCUCGAACAGCAGUGACGAGAACACGGUGGUCAAUCAUGCGGGCGGCGGACUGCUGGCCUUUGCGCAGCUGGGCGGCAACGAUCACGACACCUGGCGACGGCCGCGCUCCGAGAGCUCUGCGGAUGCGGAGAGUGUCUACAUGACCAAUAUGGUCCUCGAUUCCGGCUACCACGGCAUGCACUCGCGCAAAUCAAGCAUCAAAAGCACCAACACAAUCAAAAAGCCGUACAGCAUGUUUGGCAGCGUCAAGGAGUGGUGCAUUGCGUGGUGGCAUUCCGGGCGCGACGACUCCGACGACUUUGCCUACGAGCAGGAGGAGCCUUCUGAUUUAGGGUAUGCAACACCAGUAACAAUUGAAACUCCUUUACAAAGCUCCGUCUCCAGAUGCACCUCGAUGAACGUGAUGCGGGACAACUACUCGGUGGGGGGCAGUGUGAGUGGAGUGCGGCCCCCCAGCAUCCUGCUGUCGGAUGUCUCGCCCACGCCCCUGGCCCGGCCCCCGAUGCCACUCAGCUCUAUUUCGCAGAUGCAGGAGCUGAAUGCCACCGGAAACAACAGUCACAACAGCAGCAAUAGCGGUGCAGCGGUGAAUGCGGCAGGAGCCAGUACAGGGAACGGCACCGCCAUCGGCCUGGGCCUAGGACUCGGCCUGGGCAUGGGAAUGGCCACGGCGAAUGGAACGGCCAGCUGCAGCAACACCAACGGCAACGGCAGUGGAAAUGCGAAUGCGAAUGCCAGUGCAAAUGCAAAUGCGAAUGGGAAUGGGAACAGCGCGAAUCCAGGGGUUCGUGACUUCCGCACGCUGCCCGUGAUCAAUCGCAUUAACUCUCGCUCCGUCAGCCAGGACUCGGUCUACACGAUACUCAUUCGCCUGCCUUCGGACGGUGCCUCAUCCAAUGCGGCGCAGAGCAGAGCAGGCGGCGGAGGAGGAGGAGCAGGCUCUGUAGAAGCCGCUACGGCGGGGGCAAGUGCAGUGACAGUCGGCAGUGUAGGAGGCCAAGGCGAGUGUGCGCCCUCCAUCAAGAUGAUACAAGAGGAUGCGACGCCCUCGACCCUGGCCAGCAGUACAGUCACCGCCGUACCCCCACUGGCCACGCGGAGGCCGUUGCCGUCGCGAGACUCCGAGUUCAGCCUGCCGCUGGGACGGCGCAUGUCACACGCCCAACACGACGCCCGCCUGCUCAAUGCCAAGGUCAUCCCCAAGCAGCUGGGCAAGGCAGGGGCAGCCGGCGCAGCGGGCGGUGCUGCGGGGCAGCAUGCCCUCAUGAAUGCCCGCAAUGCGGCGGCCAAGAAGAAAAAGAAGUCGCAGGAGAAGCGCCAGGAGACGAAGGCGGCCAAAACGCUGUCGGCCAUUCUGCUGAGCUUCAUCAUCACCUGGACGCCGUACAAUAUUCUGGUGCUGAUCAAGCCGCUGACCACCUGCUCGGACUGCAUUCCCGCCGAGCUGUGGGACUUUUUCUACGCGUUGUGCUACAUCAACUCGACCAUCAACCCCAUGUGCUAUGCCCUCUGCAACGCCUCCUUCCGGCGCACCUACAUCCGCAUCCUCACCUGCAAGUGGCACACCCGCAAUCGCGAGGGCAUGGUGCGCGGCGUCUACAACUAGAUCUCACACCCUGCCACACCAACACCUAUCACAACACACAAACAUACAAACAUACAUACAGUAUAAAUACAUAUAUCUAGGCUAAGACACAGUUCGGAAAACUACUUGUAGCUCCAAUAAAUGUUGUGUGCUAAAGAAGGAAGGAAGGAAGGAGCAAAAUGUUCGGCAAGGAAACCAAAAAUAGGCUUAGUUAUUACCCAUUGACAAGCAGUACUGAUUUUUGUAUGUCUAGCCCCGGAUUAUAUACACGAAUAUAUAUAUACAUAUAUAUAUGUAUACACCACAGCUGCGGGAGGGUUGCUAUGUAUUGUAUGUUUGGCCACAGGCUCUCAAAGUUUUCCCCAGCUAAUCAAACCUGUUCCUGCUGCUCCGGCAAUGUUCUCACCAAAGAUAUACCCUUGCUUCCUCAGGCUCAGGCUCAGGCUUAUGCCAUUCAUCUAUCUCUCCAUGCCAUUUACCAGUUACGCAAAUCAGACUAGAGCAACCCUCUCGACAUCUAGCCAAUGUCGAGCAAUCAUUUGAGCGAUCACACCAGAGACGGACCGGGGCUCGGAUUCCAUUUUGUUAGGCGUUUAUGUACGGGUACUGUUAGGUAGGCACAUGCUCCAGGCAAAGAAUUUAAUACAAAUAUAAUGGAUUACGAUUUGGAAUACAUACAAUAUAUACACAUGCAUAA